AUGGACGACCGACGGUGUGAUUCACUGAUGGUGCUUAUGGGGAAUUUGAAGCUGAUGAAGUUUCGCCCAACUUACAUUCUUUUGGAAAAUGUUGUUGGAUUUGAGACGUCUUCGGUGCACGACGCAAUUAUUUUAUGGGUUUCUACUCAGGAGUGCAUACUUUCGCCGCUCCAGUUUGGCAUCCCCAAUUCGCGUCCGCGAUAUUACCUCAUGGCUUCCACCCACUUCCCCGUCGUAGGGCUCGCUGAGGAUAUCGCCGAUCAAUUUCGGCCAAAUAGCUCUUCGGAACUAAAAGAGAUUAGUGAAUUUCUAUGUGAACCGUCUCAUACCUCUUCACUCUAUUUGGAUGAAAAUGUGCUGCAAAAGUAUGGAUGUGCUAUAGAUGUGAUCUUGCCAAGCUCCACAAGAUCGGCUUGCUUUACGAAGUCCUAUGGUAGUUAUAUAUCUGGGUGCGGCUCAUAUAUUUGCUACAGACCUGAUUUGGUAGUUAACAACCAUUUAAACCAGUCAACUUUGGACGAUGCACAAAGCUUGAGAGAUGUUGUGCGGCGACUUUCUCCAAGAGAAGUGGCAAAUCUAAUGUGUUUUCCUAAAACUUUUGAAAUUCCUCCAGAAUUAUCC
Strongylus vulgaris is the source of this 621-nucleotide messenger RNA. The record is from the annotation of a GenBank genome assembly. NCBI's taxonomy places the organism in Eukaryota, Metazoa, Nematoda, Chromadorea, Rhabditida, Strongylidae.